Messenger RNA from Mesocestoides corti, 1029 nucleotides. The record is from the annotation of a GenBank genome assembly. NCBI's taxonomy places the organism in Eukaryota, Metazoa, Platyhelminthes, Cestoda, Cyclophyllidea, Mesocestoididae.
AUGGCUUUCAAUAUGGAAUCGCUCAAGCGUGCAUUGCACCUCUCAAAAAAUGAUAACGAAUUGGAGUCCUUAAACCUGGAAGGUUUUCCUCCUCAAUUUGUUCUAAUUCAAAUAGGCAUCGCCGAGCUUAUCAGAGAUGGUAAAGUUACGAACAUCAUCACAGCCGUUGGUGCCGGAAUAUCUACUGCCGCCGGAAUUCCGGAUUUUCGUAGCCCAUCGACAGGAAUCUAUGACAAUCUUGAGGAGUACGAUUUACCCGACCCAAUGGCAGUUUUUGAACUGAGCUAUUUCCAUAGCAAUCCAAAACCGUUCUUUGAAGUCGCUCGGCGUCUCUACCGUCCCUACGCAAAGCCAACUACUGCGCAUUACUUCAUCAGACUUCUGCAUGAAAAGGGUGUACUUUUGCGUCAUUAUACGCAAAAUGUGGAUCAACUCGAGCGCAUUUCCGGUCUACCGGAGGACAAAAUGAUUGAGGCUCAUGGCUCCUUCCACACAGGGCAUUGUCUCAAGUGUCGAAAGGAAUACCCAUUUGAAUUCUUCAAAGGCCAAAUUCUUGCCAAAAAUGUGCCGAGGUGCACGGAAAGAAAUUGUGACGGUGUAGUGAAACCUGAUGUUGUCUUCUUCGGUGAGGGACUUCCAUCGAACUUCACUCGUGGAGAUUUCCCAAAAUGCGACCUCCUGAUUAUAAUGGGUACCUCACUGCAGGUGCUCCCCUUUUGUGGCAUUGUUAACUGCACCAAACGCGGAGUCCCUCGUCUCUACAUCAACCGCGAGUACACAGACGGAUCAACCUCGGGUUUUGUUUCUUUCAUCAUGAAAUGGAUGGUCGCUGGAUUCCAAUCGAAGCCUUUGCAAUGGGGCAGGUCUGGCAACAAGACGGAUGUCUUCGCCAAAGGCGACGCCGACGCUACCUGCCUUCGGUUAGCCGAACUAGUCGGGUGGAAGGAUGACUUACUGAGAAUUCAGUCAGCCAGAAACGCUGAACUGGAAAAGCAAUUCGAAGCGGAACGCCAAAAGCCAUCGCCAUAG